Oncorhynchus nerka (sockeye salmon) is the source of this 940-nucleotide messenger RNA. RefSeq lists its product as uncharacterized. The record is from RefSeq and is a predicted model, not a curated record. Bases 16 to 765 code for a protein of 249 amino acids. The transcript has 3 exons. Lineage: Eukaryota; Metazoa; Chordata; Actinopteri; Salmoniformes; Salmonidae.
AAUUCCACUAGGCCUAUGGUGGGUGGUGUGGAGGGUGAUACUAUCACAUUAUCCUUCAGCUACACUGGCUCUGUAAACAAUCUACAGUGGUAUAGUCAGUAUCCUAGGUCUAAACCAGAGUUUCUGAUUCUCAGCACGAAAUCAGGACAUGUCCAGAAACUUGUCAAUCCUCGCCUUCCAGCUCAGGUUCAUUCAGACCGUGUGGAAAAACAAACAAAGACUAAAGCAAAAACUAGACAUUUUCAGAUAGAAAUUAAUAGAGGAUCUACUCAGCUCUCUCACUGUCAUAUCUCUCAGUUGGUUUAUCUAGUCUGUGUCAGGAUGUCACUCAUAUUACUGUUGCUCCUCUCAGCGUUUGUAGGUGAUAGUAUGGAGCAGGAAACAAUAACUCCAGUGAAGCCUGAAGUCAAUGCUCUCCAAGGAACAGACAUCACUCUCUCCUGCAACUACAAGGGCGACAUUAUCAAUCUACAAUGGUACCGUCAAUACCCCGGAUCCAGACCAGAAUGUCUACUUUUGAUCCAACAAAGCGGCAUGUAUAUUCAGAAUACAUCAAUUACGACUCCACGACACACUGGUAGACUGAAUGAAGAGAAGACCCGUGUUGACUUGAUGAUCUCCUCUGUUGAAUUGGAAGACUCUGCUCUGUACCACUGCGCCUUGCAGCCCACAGUGACAGGAAACCCAGACUCGCUGUACAAAAACCUGUCAAGACCCUUGGAGGUGAACUGUGCAUUGUGUUCUGAUCAAUCAGUUAUUAUUUAGAGUACAUUAAUACAUAAUUUCUUUCCUGAAUAUCCACAUUAAUUUAAAAAGAAGCAAGAAAACACAUUUCAUGUAAAUAUUAUUGAGGAGAUAAUACUUUAUAUUGUCUGCAUUUUCCUAUUCUGAUAUAACAUGAUCAAAGAUACCAGUCUGAAUAAAUACAGAAUGAAGAACA